Molecule: messenger RNA, 250 nt
Organism: Colletotrichum destructivum
Lineage: Eukaryota; Fungi; Ascomycota; Sordariomycetes; Glomerellales; Glomerellaceae
Exons: 3
Coding region: 26-244 (72 amino acids)
Source: RefSeq, a predicted model, not a curated record
CCUACGCUCAUCCGUCUCUUCCACCAUGCGUCUCCGAACCACAGCCGUUCUCCUGAGCGCCGCCGUCGUCUUUCGGGGCGUUUCUGCUCAGUUCUGUACUGGGCCUCCCCCGGACUGCAACUUUGAAGACUGUAGGAUAAACUAUGCAGACCCUUGGGCAAUUUGCAAAGAAAAGUGUACCCCCAACUCAGGAAGAGAUGCUGCCGUCUCAUGCUGUUCCGGAGCUCUUUACUGCCCUGCUUAGUCUGAC